This is a messenger RNA of Anolis sagrei ordinatus, 1930 nucleotides long. It is a transcript of the gene RSKR, whose product is annotated as ribosomal protein S6 kinase related. Gene Ontology annotation, molecular function: protein serine/threonine kinase activity; ATP binding. Lineage: Eukaryota; Metazoa; Chordata; Lepidosauria; Squamata; Anolidae. Gene Ontology annotation, biological process: protein phosphorylation. The record is from RefSeq and is a predicted model, not a curated record.
ACGCCCCUCCCUCCCUCCCUCCCUGGAUUGGCUGCAGCUCCUCUGCCUCGCAGCUAAUGCGCGACAGGGCGUCUGGUGCGGACGCGGAUUAGUGUUUACGUAAGGCGGAUUAAAGGAUGGAGAGGCCGUGGGAAGGGUAGCCGAGGAGGAACCGGCCGGGAUGGGGGCCAGCAACAGCAGCAGCAGCAGCCAUGGAGGAAGGCCAGGCCAGGAGGAAGAGGAAGAGGAAGAGGAAGAGGAAGGAGAGGAGGAAGAGGAAGAAGAAGAAGAAGAAGAAAGGGAGAGGAAAGGAAGAGGAGGAGAAGCCCCCGCCAUUCUCAAGAGCCGCAAUGGGCCCACCCUCUUGCCGGACGCCUCUUGGGUCCGCGGCUGGAAGGCCCUCCUUUCCAACGUGGGGGGGGCCCUUCUGGGCUUGGAAAAAGCUCUGGGCCCCCGGAACCCUUUCAAAAUGGGCCAAGGGGUCCAGGCGGAGGCCCUCGGUUGCCGGGCGGAAAAGAAGGAGGCGGCAACGGCAGCAGAUCGGGGCCUGCCCCAGUGCGUCUCCCUUUUCCUCCCCGAAUUUCCCCUCCGGCCACCAGUGGGGCAGCGCCAGCUCAAGAUUUUGGGUUUUGUGGCCAAAGGGUCAUUUGGGACGGUGCUGAAGGUCCUGGACUGCGGCCAAGGGCAGGUCUUUGCGGUCAAGGUCGUCCCCAAAGUGGAGGUCUUGCGCCGGGACACUCUGAAGCAGUGCAAGGAAGAGGUCAGCAUCCAGAGGCAGGUCCGGCACCCCUUUGUCCACUGCGUGGGAGACACGUGGCAAGGCCAGCGCCACCUCUUCAUCCUGUGUUCCUAUUGCAGCACGGGAGACCUUUACUCCCUGUGGAAGUCGGUGGGCCGCUUUGCGGAGGCCGUCCUGCGCCUCUUUGCCACGGAGCUGGUCCUGGUGCUAGCUUAUCUCCAUAACCUGGGCAUUGUCCAUCGGGACGUCAAGAUGGAAAACAUCCUCCUGGAUGAACAAGGGCAUUUGAAGCUGACAGAUUUUGGCCUUUCGCGCCAUUUGGCUUGCGGGGAACGGGCCUACACCAUUUGCGGGACCCUCCAAUAUAUGGCCCCGGAAGUCCUGAGUGGCGGUCCGUACGCCCAUCCGGCCGACUGGUGGUCUAUGGGGGUCCUGCUGUUUGCACUGGCGACUGGGAAGUUCCCAGUUCCUCCGGAGAAGGACCACGUCAGCAUGCUGGAAAGUGUGAAAAACUGCAGCUACACCGUCCCGUCCUCGCUCGGCCUUGGGCUGCGCCUUCUCCUCAGUGAGCUCCUGUGCCCGGACCCUCAGCGGCGCCUGCGCUACCUGCACCACUUCCGCGGCCACCUCUUCUUCCGGGGCAUGACCUUUGACGCCGAGAUCCUCCGCAAGCAGCCGGUGGACUUUGUCCUGGGCCUCCAGCGGGCCGCCGAGACCCCCAUGGACUCCGCCGCCUUCUCCGACUUCGACCUGGACCUGGCCAGCCCCUCCGGACAGCCCUGCCCCGGGUGACCACCCUUGGAGACCCCCCCCCCCACCCCCCCCCCCCCCCGCACAAACGCCAUGGAUCACUGUGAAGAACCUCCUGCGCCGAGCAAACCCUCAGGACGCCACACCAGGCCACUCAGGAACUGGGAUCUCAGGGACACCACUGGGCACAACUGGGAGAGGGUCACUCGGGGUCGCCCCCCUUUGACCCCCUCCGCUAUGCAAGGAACAUGGGGAGGUCCCCCACAUCCAGGAUUUCUAUUUCCUCAUCCCUCUUUCCUUCCUCUAUCUUGCGGUCUUCUAUCUCAAAGGAAACUGGCCUUUCUUCUCUCUCUUCUCCUUUUCUGCUUUCCUCUUUUUCCUCCUCCUCUUCUUCUUCCUCUUCUUCCUCCUCCCUUUCUUUCACUUCCUCUUCUCCUUCUUCCUCCUCCUCUUCCUCUUCCC